AGCACUACCUCCGUUCACAGUUCACUACUCCCUACUCCCUACGAGUGACCAAAAGGCACUAGGAAACAUGGUUCUUGAGGGGGAUUCGGACAUGGACUGUGUUGUGGCUGAGAUUGAAACCUCUGUGAGUACUGUUGGAUCUCUCUGUCUAUAGUCUUGGCCUUGUUUACCUUCUUUAGCUUUUCGUCUGUUUAUACCUUUGUGGGAUUGAAAUGAAGAGAAUCUCAGACUGAGAAAUAUUGUGGAUUAAUGGUCCCUUGGAAGUAAUAUGCAUCACAAUCAGAAAUCAUGAUGUGGGAUUAGAACGAUUUAAAGUCAGUGGAUGUAAUCUGAUUACAACGUGUUGAGUAUUGGAGAGAAAAUGCAUGGAGCUCAAAGUAAAAAUAAAUAAAAAAUCUCAACACUCUACACUGCCAUCUUCAGGGCUCACCACAUGAGCUAUAGUCUGUAUUGGUGCGCUUGAACGGUGUUCUGGAAUACCAUUCUCUGCUAAGCAUGGAUACCUUGGUGCAGUUCAACUCUGUUUCGCUUAGGGUUUACCUUGUCCAGGUCGGGUAGAGUUCUUCAAUAAUGUUUAUUUUUGCUAUGGAUAAUAUUUUCUUAGAAAGUUGAUGGAGUUCUGUGGUACCCUAUUUGCUAACUGUGGUUUAUUCCAUCUUUAGGAGCACGAUGUAGAGACUCCCCAUGGAAGAAUCCACUGCACCAUGAAGGGGGUGCCCAAAGGAGACCGGCCCGUCAUCCUCACCUUCCAUGACAUUGGACUGAACCGUAAGCCCCAUACGCUUCAUUCAUCCCAUCAUAUUUAAUGGAUUUGAUGUCACCCCCUAAUGUGAGACUAAAGUCCCCAUGCACUUUGGUAAUACUGCCUUCAGCGUGAAUGAGAACGUCUGUUUGUUGAUUGUAACGGCUGGUCAACGACAGUUAAUUUACUUAGCUUUAUUGGCUAAAUAAAGGUAAAUGGAAUAGAUAAAAAAUGAUAAUGAAUAGAUAACUCUAACGUUGAGAAGAAACACAUAAUGGUCACCGUGUUAGACAUCUGACCUCAUCACUAAUAUCUUGUACCUGCCCUCCAUGUUGUUUCAGACAAGACGUGCUUUGACUCCAUGUUCCAGCAUGAGGACAUGCAGGAGAUCAUGCAGCACUUUGCUGUGUGCCACGUCGAUGCCCCUGGGCAGCACGAGGGGGCCAACACCUUCUCUACCGGGUGAGUACAGUCGCCUAGCCUCAUCUCGCGUAUUUUUUGUUUAUUGGAUAGUACUGAGGUAGAGAGGAAAUACAGAGAGAAUGGACCGGAAUCGAAGCACACCUUGCCUCAGCACCAAAUGUAGGUCAGCCUGCCUGUCUGUCUGCCAGCUUGUCCGUCUGCCACCCUUUGACCUCUGACCUUUAGAAUCUGCUUCCUUUUGAAGGCCCUCGGAUCAAUUAUAUAUAUAUUUUUUUUUUGAGUCGGGAUCUCAAUUUACUGUUGUGAGUUAGAAUAGUAGAAUAAUCAAGGUAAAUUUCUAAAUUUGGUUGUACGUCAGCAGUUUUGCUCUUGUUGUGGGCUGGGUGGUAGCCUAGUGGUUAAGAGGUUGGGCCAGUAACUGAAAGGUUGCUGGUUUGAAUCUCCGAGGUGACUAGGCGAUGUCUGUCGAUGUGCUCUUGAGCAAGGCACUUAACCCUAGUCGCUCUGGAUAAGAGUGUCUGCUAAAUGUUAUGUCAGUCAAUUAGCACGUCAGCACUUUUUUUUUUGAUUGCUAAGUUAGUUUAGCGGCCAGCUAUCUAAACUUGUUAUCAUGGUCAAAUUUCCGGCCGGGGGGCCCCCGUUUCAUCACUUGAUAAAUCGCUUGGUAGGCGAAUAUGGUUUGUUUUUACCUGAAUGCUUUGACACUUCACUUGCUUCAUUUUUAUGGCUGUCUUGAGUCCAUGCCACCAUUGACCUGAAUAGGAGAGAUAUUCAAAGUGAAAAACGGAUAGUAGAAUCCAGUAGAAGGCUGAUGGAAUGGAGAUAUGGAGGGCAGUGAUAAGAAGCAUUGUAAAGUGUUGAUAAUUGAAGUACUUUAACCCUGACGGUUGUUGUGUUCUCUCCAGGUACGAGUACCCCUCCAUGGAUCUGCUGUCUGAGUCCCUCCCCUUGGUCCUCAAGCAUUUUGGGUAAGUCCAAAGAAGGGCUUUAUACGAUUUUCAAAUUGAUCAGAUAAUCUCAUGAUUAAAUGUAUUUCUCCUCAUAUGUUUGAACCCAGUCCAUAGGGUUUAUGCUGCUGAACCGUUCAGGAUUCAUAUUCAUAAAGCGUCUCAGAUUAGGACUCCUGUUUCGCCUUUUAGAUCAAAACGAAUAAGACUGAUCCUAGAUCCAUGCUCCUACUCUGAGAUGCGUUAUGAAUACAGACCAUGAUGUCUUAGACCUGCAUCCAUUUUGGAUCAGAAAAGAGAUGAUGAUGAUAUUCUCUUUGUUUGUUUGUUAACCGCAGUCUGAAGAGCGUCAUUGGAAUGGCCGUCGGCGCUGGAGCCUACAUCCUCGCAAGAUUCGCUGUGAGUUUGACUUCCUCCUCCCUCCUUCCUUCUUUCCCCUUUCUAUCGUGCUUAAGUUUGCUUCAUUAUGAAGAGUUUUAAUCAAACCGGGAUUAGAACUGAGACCAAUGUUUCCAGUGAUGCUAUGCUGAUUUUGGCAGUUCACUCCUGCUUAUUGCUUUAGCCUGCUGCUGAGAGUCAGUGGAAUGUUCUAGACCGGCUCCGCACCAAAACACCUAGCUCUGUGGGGACUCAGUCUCAAUCUGCUGAUACCCAGCUGAUGGAGGAACACAAAGGAUGUUUUAACUCAUAACUGACCCAUGUCUGACCUCUCUCUGUUAUGAAUCGUUGAGGUUUCAAUGAGUAUAGUGAAUUAAAUGGACCCCUUUGAGGUUUCAAUGAGCACUUUAAAAAAUAUUUGACUGAAUGUUUGUUUCUGUUUUUAGCUGGACUACCCCGCGUUGGUGGAAGGCCUGGUUCUGAUUAAUAUCAACCCCUGUGCUGAGGGAUGGAUGGACUGGGCUGCAAACAAGGUACAAUACAGGACCAUCUCCUGAAGUCCACACAACCACAGAUCCACAACAAUCAAUCAACUUUGAUUUAUAAAGCCCUUUUUACACUGUCAACAAUUGUCACUAACAGUCACAAAACCACAAAAGUCCCAAUCAGCUAGGCACAUUCUCUACCCAUUUCAACAGAGCAUAACAUGUAUGUGUGUACAGCAUAUGAUUGAUCGUUGCUGUGACCCAUGGAAAAUAUAUCUGCUUUUGAAUCUCUUUUCAGGUCACUCCUUUGCCUGAAAUGCUCAUCGGCCAUCUCUUCGGAAAGGUGAGCAGUGAGCACCCAGAUGGAGACAGUGAUUGAAACUGCAAAUCAUGUCAACAUAAUCCCAUUGAAUCUAAUUCUAAUUGUUGGCUACGUAGAUAUAGAACAAUUCACAGCAGGCUUACAUGCUGCAGUACUGUGUCACUAGGCCACAGAGUCUGAGUGGGUGUUUAUUUCUGUCUCUGUAGGAGGAAAUCUCCAACAACCACGACCUUAUCGCCACCUUCCGCCAUCACAUCAUGAACGACAUGAACCAGUACAACCUUCAACUCUUUGUCAAAGCUUACAACAGGUCAAUAACAUAGAAUACCAGGAGCGUACGUUGACUUCUCAGCAGCAUAUAUCUAAUAUACACUGAACUAAAAAUAUAAACGCAAUGUGCAACGAUUUCAAAGAUUUUACUGAGUUACAGUUCAUAUAAGGAAAUCAGUCAAUUGAAAUAAAUGUAAUAGGCCCUAAUCUUUGGAUUUCACAAAGGGAAUAUAGAUAUGUUGGUCACAGAUACCUUUAAAAAAAAAAGUAGGGGUGUGGAUCAGAAAACCAGUCAGUAUCUGGUGUGACCACCAUUUGCCUCAUGCAGUGCGACACAUCUCCUUUGCAUAGAGUUGAUCAGGCUGUUGAUUGUGGCCUGUGGAAUGUUGUCCCACUCUUCUUCAAUGGCUGUGCGAAGUUGCUGGAUAUUGGCGGGAACUGGAACACGCUGUCUUACACAUCGAACCAGAGCAUCCCAAACAUGCUCAAUGGGUGACAUGUCUGGUGGGUAUGCAGGCCAUGGAAGAACUGGGACGUUUUCAUCUCCAAGAAUUGUGUGCAGUUUGACAGUUUGUUCAGAAAUUCUUCGGUUGUGCAAACCCACAGUUUGAUCAGCUGUCCGGGUGGCUGGUUUCAGAUGAUCCCGCAGGUGAAGAAGCCGGAUGUGGUGGUCCUGGGCUGGAGGUCCUGGGCGUUUGUGAGGAAGGUUGGACGUACUGCCAAAUUCUCUAAAAUGACAUUGGAAGCGGCUUAUGGUAGAGAAAUGUAUAUUAAAUUCUCUGGCAACAGCUCUGGUGGACAUUCCCAAAACAAAGUGCACCUGUGUAAUGAUCAUGCUGUUUAAUCAGUUUCUUGAUAUGCCACACCUGUCAGGUGGAUGGAUUAUCUUGACAAAGAAAUGAUCACUAACAGGGAUGUAAACACAUUUGUGCACAAAAUUUGAGCUAAAUAAGCUUUUUGUGCGUAUGGAAAAUUUCUGGGCUCUUUUAUUUCAGCUCGUGAAACAUGGGACCAACACUUUACAUGUUACGUUUAUAUUUUUGUUCAGUACAUAUUUUAUAUACAUACUCAAGUCUUCAAAGUCCUCCAGAGUACACUGAACACUGCCUAUGAACAUAUAUCUUAUCUACGUAUUUCUAAUAUAUUCAAUAUAUCUCAUGUGUUAUAUAUAUAUAUAUAUAUAUAUAUAUAUAUUACAUGUUAUAUAUUACAUGUUAUAUUUGAAAUAGUAUAUUUAUGUUAAUUUUGUGCCUCACUGAUAUCCCACCAUUUCCCAUCCCAGCCGGCGGGAUCUGGAGAUUGAGAGGCCCAUUCCUGGUGGAAAAGUCACCGUCAGAACCCUGAAGUGAGUUCCAAACCCUCUUGACUUUAACCAUACCUCAAUCACCUCACAUGGCAUAUUGCUAGAGCCCUGAGUUUUCCCUGACCUGGAAACUCUGGGCCCUAGUUAUAGCCUGGUCAGGAGGUCACAUGGUCGAGGAAAAACUCUUGGCCCUGUAAUCGUCUAAUCCAACAGGUUGAAAUGUGUUCCAAUUCCUGUUAUUGUCCUCAGGUGUCCUUCUCUGUUGGUGGUAGGAGACAGCUCUCCGGCCGUUGACGCCGUGGUAAGUUCAAGUACACACUCUGUAAUCCUAACUGUCAUAAACAAAUCAUUAACAAUAAUGCCUCUGGUCCUCAUUCCCGGUCCCUUGGUCCCUAGGAACAUAUGUUUAUACGUUGAACAUUCACCUAAAUUAAAAGGAGAUUUUUAAAGAUUAACAAGGGAAGGUUAAAAAUGUAGUUUAUGAUUCAAACAUGGGACAAAAUAGGGAAAAAAAUCAAACACAACUAAAAUAAUUCUAGUAAUUAAAUAUUACUCCCCCAAUUCCUUUCAUAUUAUUACCUAAUUAUUUCUCUACUAUGGUAAAUUAAUGAUAUUUAGUCACUAAAUUAGACUCUGUACUUUGCAUCCACAGGUGGAGUGCAAUACUAAGCUGGACCCGACAAGGACCACACUGCUGAAGGUGAGUGUUCUCGAACAAUCUCCCUCGUGCUGCUCAUAAUAGAUCUGAUCAUGGAAAGGCGGUCACUGAUAAGCUUCCAGGAGCUCAGUAACUACCUGGUGACUGAUUUACUAGCCUUGCCUGGGACCCCUCAGACCGCAGGCUGAGGCUACUGCUGCUCUACCCAGCCUCCAGGGUCCUGUUCAUUAGGCACGUGAUACUGUAUAAAACAUUUCUCAACAGAAAACGAAAAUGUGCAUUUCUUAUUGCACCAAUUCAAGCUAGAGUCCUCCCUGUUUGAGGUUGUUUACCUCUGUUUGGUUCCUGAUGAACACGACCCAUAUCACAAUCCUUCCUGCCUGACCUACUUAGGCCUACCUGUGAUGUGCACGCCUCUGGCUGUGACCAAAUGGGCUGUCCAGAGGCUAAUGGAAAUGGUCACUUGUUGUUCAUGUUAAGGGUCACUUAUUGUUAAUGGUCACUUGUUGUUAAUGGACAGGCACCAUAGUCCAGCCACCCUAGUCAUAGACUGUUCUCUCUGCUACCGCACAGCAAGCGGUACCGGAGCGCCAAGUUGAGGUCCAAAAGGCUUCUUAACAACUUCUACCCCCAAGCCAUAAGACUCCUGAAUAACUAAUCAAAUGGCUACCCGGACUAUUUUCAUUAAGCGGUGUCCCCGCACAUUUACUCGGUCCCAGUACCCCCUGUAUAUAGCCUCGUUAUUGUUAUUUUAUUGUUGCUCUUUUAUUUUAUAUAUAUUUUUUACAUUCAUUUAUUUGGUAAAUAUUUUCUUAACUCUAUUUCUUGAACUGCAUUGUUGGUUAAGAGCUUGUAAGUAACAUUUCACAGUAAGGUCUACACCUGUUGAAUUCGGCGCAUGUGACAAAUUCAAUUUGAUUUUAUACUUGUUGUUAAUGUUAAUAGAACUUGUUGUUAAUGUUAAUAGAAAACUUGUUAUUGUUAAUAUGAACUUCUUGUUAAUGUUAAUGGUAACUUCUUGUUAAUGUUAAUGGUAAUUUCUUGUUAAUGUUAAUGGUAAUUUCUUGUUAAUGUUAAUGGUCACUUGUUGUUAAUGUUAAUGAUUACUUGUUAAUGGUCACUUGUUGUUAAUGUUAAUGGUCGUAUUGUUCAUGGUCACUUGUUGUUAAUGUUAAUGGUCACUUGUUGUUAAUGAUAACUUUUUGUUAAUGUUAAUAGGAACUUGUUGUUAAUGUUAAUGGUACCUGUUGUUAAUGUUGAGACAGUGUGAAAUAAAUGGGAGGUUGUUUUGUGUAAUGAAGAGUCAUGGCGGGUGACUAAUGUCAUACUGCUGGUGACGUGCUACCUUAACUCUGCCCUGUUGAAUGACGCACCCCCAUCAGGUGUUAACUGACUCCAAUCUCAUCACCUGUUUAUUUUCUCCUCUCCUCCAUCCAGAUGGCUGAUUGUGGAGGUCUCCCCAUGGUUGACCAGGUGUGUUUAAAGCUUGUUAACACGUUCACGGAGGCCGGGCAGGUUGAGGUGGCCAGGGGAUAACAGUUAGGGGGCUAAUACAGAGCAGCUUCACUUAAGAGCAUUAGUGAUAGUAGCAAUGAGGCAUGAACGUCAGGCUGGAGAGUUAAUACCCAGCUCCUUCUGCUACCACAGCUGUUAUACAUACGCCUCUCAUUAUCACAGUCUAUAGGAUAGGCCAUGAAUCUGUCAGUUGAUCUGUCAUUAUGUGGAUAAUAACAUGGAAACAAGUGGCUAACUUUCUCAUUUGCUCUCUCGACAGCCUGCAAAGCUGACAGAGGCCUUCAAGUACUUCAUUCAGGGAAUGGGCUACAGUAAGUACACACUCCAACACACACUCUCUGUGUAACCAACACUGACCAGUAAUUAUAGUAACAUUAGGUAUGUAGAAACAUAAAAGCCUGGUACCCUAUUAGUGUUGCUGCCUACUAAUAAUAUGGGUGUUCAAAACAAACCUGUAAGAAUGACAUUGCCUAGACCUAGUGGAUGAGAUUAGUAACUUCACCUUCAGAUUACACAUUUAGACAACAGGAAGUCCGUUACCUGUUCUAUAAUGAUUAAAGAUAAUAUAUUACAUAAAAUGCCCUCAGUAGGAAUUAAGCUGACCAUGGACACAGGAGUGUGACUGGAUAGUUAACCUUGUCUCUCCUCCUCUUCCUGUUCCCCCUGCCUCCUCCUCCUAUGGCUCCUCCUCCUGUUCCCCCUGCCUCCUCCUCCUAUGGCUCCUCCUCCUCUUCUCCCUGCCUCCUCCACCUCCUCCUAUGGCUCCUCCUCCUGUUCCCCCUGCCGCCUCCUCCUAUGGCUCCUCCUCCUGUUCCCCCUGCCUCCUCCACCUCCACCUCCUCCUAUGGCUCCUCCUCCUGUUCCCCCUGCCUCCUCCACCUCCACCUCCUCCUAUGGCUCCUCCUCCUGUUCCCCCUGCUUCCUCCUCCUAUGGCUCCUCCUCUUCUCCCUGCCUCCUCCACCUCCUCCUAUGGCUCCUCCUCCUGUUCCCCCUGCCGCCUCCUCCUAUGGCUCCUCCUCCUGUUCCCCCUGCCUCCUCCACCUCCACCUCCUCCUAUGGCUCCUCCUCCUGUUCCCCCUGCCUCCUCCACCUCCUCCUAUGGCUCCUCCUCCUCUCCUCUUGCUCCUCCUCCUCUCCUCAGUGCCUGCUGCCAGCAUGACCAGACUGGUCCGCUCUCGCACGGCGUCCGGAUCCAGCAUCCACUCAAUGGACGGCAACAGGAGCCGGUCUCACACCAACGAGGGCAACCGAAGCCGGUCACACACCAACGAGAAGCGUGGCCGCUCCCACACGGACAGUAUGGAAGGCACAGCGAACAGCACCGCGGCUCUCAAGUCCACCGAAGUGUCCUGCUAGACGACCCUUACCCUCGACCUUUAACCUCCGAUCCCCUGCCCCCUGGUUCCUGCUGCGCUGCCACUAACUACACACACACACAGGAUUCCAUACCAUUCAAUGCAAUUGGGAUGCCUCCAAUUAGAGAAUGUUUUCUCUAUGCCAAAGAGUUAUGCAAAGAGGUUUUUUAGUAAGGAUAUGCAAGUACAUACUACUGCAUAAUAAAGGAAAUUCCGUAGAGAAAAAAAAAAAAAAAAAAUAAACUGAUCCCUUCCCAUCUGCAGAGUCAGGUGGAAUAUCUAGGUGUUAGGGGCAACGCAGCCGAGCGACACCGCAACGGAGAAUGUGGGAGAAAGCUGUGGCUGCAGAGCGACACAGCAACAGAGAAUGUGGGAGAAAGCUGUGGCUCCAGAGCGACACCGCAACGGAGAAAG
Molecule: messenger RNA, 8813 nt
Organism: Coregonus sp. 'balchen'
Lineage: Eukaryota; Metazoa; Chordata; Actinopteri; Salmoniformes; Salmonidae
Source: the annotation of a GenBank genome assembly